Trypanosoma conorhini is the source of this 843-nucleotide messenger RNA. RefSeq names its product protein kinase. NCBI's taxonomy places the organism in Eukaryota, Euglenozoa, Kinetoplastea, Trypanosomatida, Trypanosomatidae. The coding region runs from base 1 to 843 and encodes 280 amino acids. Gene Ontology annotation, molecular function: protein kinase activity; ATP binding. The transcript has a single exon. The record is from RefSeq and is a predicted model, not a curated record. Gene Ontology annotation, biological process: protein phosphorylation.
AUGAGCGGCACAGACGUUGAGGAGUUGCGCCAGGUAACACUUGGCAAGAAGCUAGGUGCCGGCAGUUUUGGUUCGGUCUACGCCGGCAUCCUCCCCAGUGGUCGGUUUGUCGCAGUGAAGGAGUUGGAGCUCGCGGAAGAUGCCCCCACCAACACUGAGGUGGAGAUUCAUAAGAAGCUGGCACAUGAAAACAUCAUUCGAUACCUUCACAGCCGCGUCGACGCCGAAAGCUCACCGAAGCGAUUGUUUGUCUAUCUCGAGUUUGUCACGGGGGGUUCGGUGACGUCACUUAUGAAGACGCUUCCAAAGGGACGUUUGCCAAACCCGGUGGUGCGCGUGUACGCUCGCCACAUGUUUUCUGGUUUGGAGUACUUGCACAAGAACCAGGUGGCGCACCGUGACAUCAAGGGGGAUAAUCUUCUUAUUUCUAUGGAUACAGGUAUAGCAAAACUGGCGGAUUUUGACCAGGCAAAAAUUAUGACGACGCAUGGAACUCUGCGCAAGGCGGCAACUGCGACGCUUGCGGGGACACCUUACUGGAUGGCGCCGGAGGUUAUUACCGACGAAAGCGGAUACGAUCCAUUUAAGGCGGACAUCUGGUCCGCUGGCUGCACUGUGGCUGAGAUGAUAACGGGCCGCCCCCCGUGGACGCCAAUGGCUAACGUGAUGCACAUUAUGAACAAACUCGCAAUGUCAUCCGGGUGGCCCGACGCGGUUCCAAAGGAUCCCGAAGCGUUGGGCUCCAAGCACGCCUAUGACUUCCUAGAUCUCUGCUUCCAACGCGAUGUUUCCGAGCGACCUGAUGCCACAACACUACUGAAUCAUCCUUUUCUACAAAUCUAG